Oreochromis niloticus (Nile tilapia) is the source of this 3429-nucleotide messenger RNA. RefSeq names its product palmdelphin-like. The record is from RefSeq and is a predicted model, not a curated record. NCBI's taxonomy places the organism in Eukaryota, Metazoa, Chordata, Actinopteri, Cichliformes, Cichlidae. The transcript is spliced from 2 exons. Bases 1166 to 2464 code for a protein of 432 amino acids. Gene Ontology annotation, biological process: regulation of cell shape. Gene Ontology annotation, cellular component: cytoplasm; membrane.
UUAAUUAAUGUUACUUGUUAACUGUUUCAUUACAAUCAGUUGAGAAAACUAUAUUUUAAUGACAAAGGCAACAGCAUCAGCCUUGAGUGUAUAGUUUUCAUUGCCAUUCCACUACCAGCAGAAACAUAUGCCUACAAGAAGGAAAUGAUCACACACAAAAGAGAAUUAUAGUGUUAGACUUUAAAAUGAUAAACUGAUAUACACACAAAGCACUGUGCAUAGUGUACUAUAGAUGUGUACUGUGGUGUUAAUCUGUAGUUAGAUCAGUUAAGUUAAUGUUUUCAGCUUGUUAGACUAAGGCUUGUUCAUGGUCCAUUGGGGUCACCCUUAAAAACACUAAGUACUCCAUUACUGUAUCUUUUAAGUGUGCAGAGUAGCUAAAUGUGUUUCGCUGGUGUUGUUUCAUGCGAUCCAUCCCAGUUUUACCAAGGACAAUGGUGAUUUGAAUUUUCAUUGUUUGUGAACAGAUUCUAGCACCUUUUUAAAGGAAUAAUGUUUUCUCCUGACUUCCUGCUAACUGUUAUGAUAUCUGUAAGCUCUGCUUGUUUCUAAUAAGAUGUACUCACUGAAGACUGUGUGGGUGGGCUUUGUUGCACAAGCAACUGCUUCGAGUGAAUCAGGUGGCAGAUAAAUGGAUUACUCACAUUGUGAGCAUGCAGUGCAAGGACUAAUAUGCCUGAUUUGCUUUGCUUUCUGUCUUCAUUUAACCUAGUGAAAUUACUAAUGUGACAGCUGUGGACUACCGUUACUAGACGAGCUGAACUAUAGCACUGCUGUUAUGUAUACUUCAUGCCUCUUUCACUACUUUGUCUCCACAUAUAGGAGGUUCACGCAGAGUCCCAGCCAGGUGUGCACUUUUUUAGCUCUUUGAUGUGCUGUGAGUAAUUGCUCCUGGUAAAUGGUUACAGAACUUAUUAGAGCUUCAUUAAAGUAUAAUAGCAGCUUUUUACAUCAUGGGAUACUUGGUUAUCCUGAGUCCACUCAGAUUACUAGAAACAUUAAAAAAUGCUUAUGGCAUGAUAAAACUGAGCAUCAGUUAUGAGAAUUCAUUCACAAGACUGAUAUCAGUUUCCAUUUUGCUCUGUAAGGAUAUUUCUGGUAUAAGUCUUUUUGUUGUGACAUACUGGAAUAAUGUGCCAUAUUGCUAAUAUAAUGAAAUCGUUAAAUGGUGAUAUAUGUAUAUAUUUGUUGUAACAUAGCUAGUCUUGGCUUAUGUUGUGUUUGCUUUCAUUUCACUGGUCUUAUAUUCUUCUUAGAUGUGACCCAUCAUGUCCCUUCACCACUACCAGAUAUGCUAUCACUCAUUCCACUGGCAGCAGCAGAAACCCAUCCUGUAUGUGAACUCGCUAGCCAUGAACCAAAGAAAGCUACAUUUGCGAUGAAGAUCAGUGUGGAACAUGAUAAGAAAACAGGCAAAAGUCAUGUGGUGUCAGCUGCAACAAUCAUCCCAGAAACCAUCCAAAAGAAUGGGAUAAAGGUGUAUGAUGAUGGACAUAAGUCUGUGUAUGCACUGCACCCAGGGAUAACUAAAAUCCAUAGUGAAACAGUUGGAGAGAUGACCCCUACAGAGGUAGAAGAGCUUCUCCAUCAGGUCGCUGAUAAGAAUGUACCUACUGAGGUGCAGUACCAUCUACCUGUCUAUUCUGUACCCUAUAUAGGGAUGAAUAGGCCAUCAACACCAAGGAAAUCAACUAAAUCACUAACAAAAAACUCAAAACCCAGCCCCUUACAGAGUGUAAACUCAUUCAAGAAUGGAUCUUUAAUCCUAAAUGAGAAAAAACACUGCAGCCAAGGCCUGCAGGAACAAAAAUCCCCGAACAAAACUCCUCUAUCAAUCUGUCAAGACUCGACUCCAAAAGUGCGAAGAGUUGGAGAAAGGGCCAAUCUGCACUCUCGAGAGCAGGCCAAGUGUGAGACCUUUCUAAUACCCCAGUCACACUUUAGCACCGAAUGUCCAAGAGCGUUCGCCAACAGCACGACAGAUACAAGCAGUCCAAACACAGCAGCUCUUGUUUCGGUUAAAUUCAGGCCUGAAGGAAUGCCUGUACCCAAAGAGCCAAUCUACAGAGCAUUAGAUAGAUCUAGUUCUUCACUCGUCCACCAUAAAUUUGAUCCUGAUCCCUUGCUAGGCAGCUCAGGUGACUCUAACAAAGAUUUACCUUCUUGUGCAGAAAAUGUCUCUCUGAACCCUGUCAGCACUCUGCCAGGGGAGCUGAAGUUAGAACCCAUAUCAAUGAUCUUCAUGGGCUACAAGAAUGCUGAGGAGGAGGAGGAAGACAUUCAAGCUGAGUUGGUGAUUAUUGACAACAGUUCUGAUAAUAAUGACAAUGAUGAGGAUGAAACUGAAAUCAACAGGGAAGAGUAUCUAUUAUACCACCCAAAGGGGUACAGAAGCAAAGUAUUUCAACCCAAGUUGGGCAUAGCUAAAGUCAUAGAGCUCAGAGACAUUAUUAAAGAUACCUAAAGAGACCGGGAGGAUUUAAGACUCCACAAGCCAACAUUCAUCCACAAGCAUGGAAAGCACAGUGCUUAUUUAAAGGGGGUGGAUGAAGCAAUCAAAAUGGAGAUGAAGCUCAAUCAAACAGGAAAAUGAGAAACUGAAUUGUUGGGAAAAGAAUUGGAAAUAGAAUUUGUUAGAUGAUUUUUCUUCCCCAUCAUUUCUUUGAUUCUUUCUUUGUCUUUUUUCUGGUAAUGUGUUCAUACAUGCAUUUUCUGCUGCCAAUCUAAUGUAGUGCUUCUCAGCCUGCCAAUCUUGAAUAAUAAGAAUUUGUGAUUCGUGCCUUAACUUCUCCUGAGUGACUGAAACACCUGAUAGACUUUUUGUUUAUUAGUAACUGUGCCACUGGAAUAUAAGUUUACAUUUUGUCAUUCAGUUAGCUUGUAGCUUUGUAACUGAGUUACAUUAAAUGGUACUCUGCUGUAAAUGAACCUGUGCUCUUACCUUUGAUCUAAGUUCAUUUUUUUGGUCAAGUGUGUCUGUUGACAGUUAUCUAUCAAAUUUCCUUGUCUCUAGUGCACUUUAGGAGGUGGAAUGGGGGAGUCUGGUAUUGGUGAAAUGCAGGACUUCUACCAGGACCCAAGGGACAUAAACAUGUCAAAACAUUAAAACCUUUGUUGUAAAAAUAUUAAAUAUAUCAUUUUAUUAUGAUGUCCGUGCUCAUAAGUUAGUCAGCUUGAACUUUGAUUAGAUGAACAUGAUUUCUAAUUUGACAUUUGAUUUCAAUCUUUUCUGAAUAUCAAGAAUAUCAGCUUCCUUUGGAACUGCACCUGCUCACUCCUUUGUUGUAAAUAGCCUUUGUGUUGGACUUUAUAUACCAUGUUUUCCGCACUAUAAGGUGCACUUAAAAUCCUUUAAUUUUCUCAAAAAUCGACAGUACACCUUAUAAUCCGGUUCGCCGUAUAUAUGAAUUCUGGUUGUGCUUACUGACC